Cimex lectularius (bed bug) is the source of this 2537-nucleotide messenger RNA. It is a transcript of the gene Pmp70, whose product is annotated as ATP-binding cassette sub-family D member 3. Gene Ontology annotation, molecular function: ATP hydrolysis activity; long-chain fatty acid transmembrane transporter activity; ATP binding. Lineage: Eukaryota; Metazoa; Arthropoda; Insecta; Hemiptera; Cimicidae. Gene Ontology annotation, biological process: fatty acid beta-oxidation; very long-chain fatty acid catabolic process; peroxisome organization. Bases 138 to 2099 code for a protein of 653 amino acids. The record is from RefSeq and is a predicted model, not a curated record. Gene Ontology annotation, cellular component: peroxisomal membrane. The transcript is spliced from 16 exons.
GAAGGUCUAGGAUCGAAGAUUGGUCUUUGGCGUUUGGAGUGUCUAACGUCUUCGUAGCUUAGUGGUUGUGUCACUUCUGCUGACGAGGGGCACGGACGCGUAACAGGUGCAUACAAAGUCGUUCUGCGGUCUGUCAGAUGGCCAAUUUGAGCAAGUACCUGACACGGCAGAACGCCGUCGGCGCCGCCUCCGUCUCGGUCGUCGCGUUCCUCCUCGCUAAAAAGAUUUCCAAGGGUGGGAGGAAACCAGUCAGGCAAAAACCGCCUCCUCCUGAAGUGGAAUAUGUCAUUGGCGAGAAAACGUCAGAGGUGAAGGUGAAAGCGCACGUCGACCGCAAUUUCUUCAGACAGCUGUGUCGCCUGCUGAAGAUUGGCGUGCCUGGCUUGUUCACAGCCGAGGCUGGAUUCCUAUUCCUCGUCGCAGCAUGCCUGGGUGCCAGGACACUCUGCGACAUCUGGAUGAUACGCAAUGCGACCGCAAUCGAAAAUGCGAUCGUCACUAUGGACAAGGAAAAAUUCAAGAGGUUCCUAUUCCAAUUUUUCACCGCGAUGCCUAUGAUCGCUUUUGUAAAUAAUCUUUUAAAAUGGGGCCUCGGGGAGCUGAAAAUAAGGCUCAGGACGAGGAUAACGCACUAUCUCUACGACCAGUAUCUAAAAGGCUUCACGUACUACAAAAUGUCCAACCUCGAUAACAGGAUAGCCAAUGCCGACCAGCUUCUGACGACGGACGUCGACAAGUUUUGCGACAUGGUCACUGACUUCUAUUCGAACAUGUGCAAGCCGUUGCUUGACAUGGCGAUUUACGUGUACAGGCUAACGACCAACCUAGGAGGCCAGGUUCCAUCUAUAAUGCUUGGCUACUUUUUAUUCGGCGGGACACUUCUCACAUACUUGCGCCGUCCUGCUGGUCGGAUGACGGUCCAAGAGCAGAAGCUGGAGGGCGAGUACCGGUACAUCAACUCACGUCUCAUUACCCACUCGGAAGAGAUCGCCUUCUACGGCGGAAACAACAGGGAGAAACUCACCGUGCUCGCAUCGUUCCAAAAACUCAUCUCACAUAUGAGGAAGUUCCUGGAAUUCCGCGUUCUAAUGGGCACCUUGGACAACAUCCUAGGAAAAUAUUUUGGAACUGUAAUCGGUUUCUUGGCCGUGAGCAUGCCAUUCAUGAACACCCAGCAUCACCUCCUCUCGUCAAAAUCUAAAGAAGGCCGUUUUAUGGAAUAUUACACAAUGGGAAGAAUGAUGGUCAAAAUGGCUGAAUCAGUCGGCCGGAUGGUCCUGGCGCUGAGGGACCUGAACCGCCUCGCAGGACUGACAUCGCGAGUCAGCCAGCUCUCAACGGUCCUCGAUGACAUCAACAACGGGAAGUACCAGCGUACAAUGAUUACAGACGGGCUCCAAUUCGGUAACGGGAAAGUCGUCUAUCAGGAUAGGACGAUACGAUUUGAAAAAGUGCCACUCAUCACGCCCAAUGGUGAUGUGCUCGUCAAAGAGCUCAAUUUCGAAGUCAAGUCAGGCAUGAACGUCCUCGUCUGUGGGCCGAACGGCUGCGGGAAGAGCUCACUCUUUAGAGUCCUCGGGGAGCUUUGGCCACUUUUUGGUGGUACGCUGACCAAACCAAACAAAUCCAAGCUGUUCUAUAUACCGCAGAGGCCUUACAUGUGCUUGGGCACGCUGAGAGACCAGGUGAUAUAUCCACAUACGAAAGAGGAGAUGAAAAGACGAGGGAAGAAUGACAUCCUGCUCACGAAACACCUAGAACAAGUGCAACUGUCAUACCUCCUCCAGAGGGAAGGAGGAUGGGACUCGAUAGCCGACUGGAUCGACAUUCUAUCAGGUGGCGAGAAACAGAGGAUUGCGAUGGCCAGGCUUUUCUACCAUUCACCACAGUUUGCAAUCCUCGACGAGUGCACGAGCGCUGUGAGCGUCGAUGUCGAAGGUUCCAUGUACCAGUACUGCCGAGAAGUUGGGAUUACGCUUUUCACCGUAUCGCACAGGAAGUCACUUUGGAAACAUCAUGAUUAUUAUUUGCUGAUGGACGGACGGGGAUCGUUCGAUUUCAAACCAAUCGAGCCAGAGACGGAGGAAUUUGGCUCGUAAACCCCGAAAAAGGUGUAAGUUUUUUAAAUUGCUCAAAGACAGGUUAGAAAAAACAAUUAUAUAAUCGAUGAACUUUUUUAUUUCUUAACAAUCGUUAACCAUUCGUCCUUUAAAAAAAAGGAAGUUAAAAUCAAAACUUUACCAAGGAAAAAAUAUAUAUAAAUUUAUAUUUUUUAAAAUUUCUGUGAUCGUCUUUUAAAUCCGAUUAAAAUCUAGAUAUAUUUUUUAGAAGGGAAAAAAAUGUUUUAUUAUUAACUACCCAACCUCUAUAUUUACCCAGUGGUUGGUUUUUUUAAAUGAAUUGUUAUUGAUUUCUAUAGGGUGUAUAAAAUGUUAAAAUUUUUACGCAAAAAAAAGAUGUUAUGUUUGUAUAAUAGGGUGGUGUCAUGGGGUAAAAAAAUAGAUAAAAUAACAUCAUAUGUGAUAAAAUAAAAAAUG